AUAUUUCUACUUCAGAUGAAAAACAUUUUUUCAAAAGGCGGGAAGGAGAAAAAAGCGACAGGAGAGCUCAUUUGCAGAGCGGCACGCACAAGCAACUGAGGAACAUCUCCAAACAUUUACUGAAAAAGUUGGAUACUUCGUGUAAACAAAUCCCACCUCCUGAAAUAAAGAAUGGCAGACUAAUCAAACUGAAGAAGAGGAAAGUGGCGUCAGAGAAGUUUUACAUGGUUGCAGAAUUCAAAUGUCAUGAAGGAUUUGUAUUCGAAAAGCCACUUUCUGGCAAGAUGUAUUGCAGCAGAAGUAGAUGGGUUGGUAAAAUGCCAGAUUGUAAACCUGCCACAAAACUGGAUAUUUCACAAAAAGUUGGUGCUCUUCCAAAAAUCCAUCUCGGUGAAUGCCACCAUAGAUCCAAAUCGAAGUGCCCCCAUCUUUGCUAUGUGUACAAUGGAAGAACGACGUGCGGUUGUCCUCCUGGCUUCCAAGAAGUUAAUAAAAAUUGUGAAGAUAUCAACGAAUGUGAAGUUCCAAAAAUUCGGUCCAUUUGUAAGUUUGGCUGCAUCAAUUCCAUUGGCUCUUAUCAUUGUUUAGAGGAUUCCAAUGGAUACUUAUCUGAUGCCCCUGUUGAAAAUAAUGAUACCAUUCCAAAUGACGAUGAAGAAUACGACGACGAAGAAUACGAUGAUGAAGAAUAUGAUGAGGAAGAUUAUGAUGAAGACGAUUAUGAAGAUGCUGAUUAUGACGAUGAAAAACAUGUAGAAGGAAAGGAGGCUGAUGAAAUUUCGAAUAAUGAUAAGUCAGAAGAGUCACCCAAGGAAAAUAGUAAAAGUAAAUCAGAAUCUAUCAAUGAAGGUUCAAAGAAUAACGAUUUACUUUCUGAUAAAACAAAUAUAAAAUCCAGUUUGGAAAGGAGAAAUGACUCGGAGGUUAGAAAUGGAGAUAAAUCAGAUUCGUAUGAUGAUGAAUACGGAGAAGACUAUAAAGAUUAUGAUGAAGAGGUGAAAGUAAGCACUAGCAGUUCAACAUCUACUGUACCUAUUUCGCCUACUACUACCCCUUUACUCACUACCAACGUUGAUGCUGAAUAUAAGGAAGAUGAUUAUGACGAGUAUGACGAAGACGAUGAAAAUGAAGUCGAUACGAAGACACCCACAACUAUGUUAUAUUCUACUAGUGAUGCCACUUCUAUUACUUCUACAAGCAAGUAUGAAAUUGGAUUAGACAAACCUGAGAAUGUUGAUGGAAGCAGCAUAUUAAAAAUGACAGAAACGGACAAUGAAGAUACUAAAGAAUCUGGGAAUUUUUUCGCCAGCAAUGAAGUUGUUGAAUUUGAUGAUUCAACGAAAGAAAGAGUUGCUGACGAUAUCAAAAAGACCGUGGAUAUAUCAUCAAAUGGUAUAGAAUCAACAACAAAUGAAAACUUGGAUGGGAAUGUGAAACUAAAUGAACGCAUUGAUACAGAAAUCGAGAAUGAUGUAAAAUCAACAGAAGAUUAUGAUGAAUACGAUGAAAACGAUUAUGACGAGUAUGAAGGACCUAAUGAAGUUACUGAAAGAAUGAACUUGAGUGAUAAAUUCAGUACGACGAACCCGACUACAAUUACUUCUUCUACAGAUGGUUUUCAUACAAGUACAUAUAGUUCCGGAAAAGGCGAUGCCAUAACGGAAAUUUCGACAACCCUCAGUAGCCACAAAGAACAUGAAAACGAGAUACAAUACAACCGCAAUGCUGGAACUGAUACUGAUGAUGAAAGCACCGAAUCUGUGGAAAUAUCAACACAGAAUUCUAAAGAUAAUGAUUCAGUUGGGAACAAUGAGGAUUAUGAAGAUGAAGAUUAUGAUGACGAAUACGAAGAAUCUACGAUUGUCACUAGUACGACCAUCAGUAAUUUAGAGACUACUAAAAAGCCUACGGUGGCACCUGAUGGGGGAAUUGAAGAAGAUAAUUCAAUAAGACGGUAUUAUCAUGAAAGUUCAAGUGAAACUGAAGAAAGCGAAACAGAAACAGGCAUCCUCACAACAACUGUAACGGACAAAGGAGAAGAAGACAGCAAUAUGAAAAUAAACUUCACAAAUCUAAAUUAUAAUGAAAAUAUUUCUAGCUAUGAUGAUAUUUCAGGAAUAAUCGGGACAACGAAUGGAAUUUCAUUUUCCCCUGAAACCACAACACCCAUAGAUGAUGCCUGGGAUAGCAUUACAAAAAAAGAUUCGAUGAUCAAAGAAACUGAAAACAGAGAUGACAAGAAUUACGACAUUCAUGAGGAAGAUCAAUAUGAAGAAUAUAGUGAUAACAGUCGAUCGUUUGUCAACUCUACUGACGAUUAUGAAGAAAAAUACGAUUCUACCGUCGACAGUAUUCUGGAAAAUGUAAGUUCUACUCCUGUUCAAACACCACCUUCUGAUGUGAAGCCAUUGAAGAAUAGGACAGAAAAUGAUGAAGAUGAAAACUAUGAUGACGAUGAUGACGAAGAAGAGGAUUAUGAAGAAGGGAAGCGUCAGGAGCCGCACAAAGAAGAGAGUAUGGUAGUCGAAAACGAAGUUGAUAAGUGCGAGGACGGGUUUAUUCUGGAUCAAAACCAUAAAUGUAUAGACGUUGAUGAGUGCAAUCCAGAUACCAAUCCGUGUUCAGAUAUCUGUGAAAAUACUCUGGGAGGCUAUAUUUGCAAAUGUUCGAAGGGUUUCAAAUUAUCCACUGCAGAUAUUCACGUUUGUCAGGACAUCGAUGAAUGCCUGGAGAGUCCUUGCUCUCACUCCUGCACAAAUUUAGAAGGGUCUUAUCGAUGCGAUUGUCCAAAAGGACUCACCCUGCAAAAUACAACCUGUGUCAAUUUGACCUGUUCGCAUGGAGAAACAAAAAUAAAUGGACAGAUUCAGUGCACUUGUCCUUCAGGAUUCGUCCUUGGGUUUGACAACAGAACUUGCGAAGAUGUGGAUGAAUGUUUGUUAUUCAAUGACUGUUCACAUAACUGUCAAAACAGUGAAGGCUCGUACUCCUGUAGUUGUAGAGAAGGAUUCAAAUUGGAAAAUGGUAAAGUUUGUGUGGACAUUGAUGAAUGUCAAGGAAAACAUGGCUGUUCACAGGUUUGCAAAAAUACACCGGGAAGUUUCGAAUGUUCCUGUUACGAUGGGUAUGAGUAUGAUAAUUCAACGAAGUCGUGUGUAGAUAUUGACGAGUGCGACGAACAGCGAGAUUUAGAUGAAUGCACCCAAAUCUGUAUCAACUAUAACGGCGGGUAUGAGUGUGCUUGUCGAAGUGGUUUCAGGUUAGCAUCAGAUGAUUCUACGUGUGAAGACGUAGACGAGUGUUCUGUAAACAAUGGUAACUGCUCCCACACUUGUCAGAAUCUCCCAGGGAGUUUUAUCUGUCACUGUAAACAGAAUUAUAACCUAGAAGGGGACAACAGAACUUGCAAAAUUGUGAACCCAUGUCUGGAGGGAAAUGGUGGUUGUUCACAUCAAUGUGUGAACAGUCAAGGUUCAGCGGAAUGUAGAUGUCCACUGGGAUAUAGCUUGGAAGGAAAACAAUGCUUUCUGAGAGAUCCGUGCCUCGUCGAUAAUGGAAAAUGUUCCCACAUAUGUAUAAACGCGAAUGGGGCUGUCAGAUGUAACUGUCCUCCAGGAUACGAACUCGAAAAUCCAACAACAUGCCAUAAAAUCAACCCUUGCACAAUAAACAAUGGCAACUGUUCACACUUCUGCGAAUACAUCGAUGGGCACGUCAAUUGUUUGUGUCCAGAACUAUACUCUCUACGAAAUCAAACCCAUUGUGUUGAAAUCGACCCAUGUUUAACAAGUAACGGAGGAUGCUCCCAUACCUGCCACUUUGAGAAUCACAGGCAAACGUGUUCAUGUCCUCACACUCACGAAUUGCACAAUCAAACAUAUUGCUUCGAGAAAAAUCCUUGCCUUGAAGAGAACGGUGGCUGCUCCGAUAUCUGUGUGUAUAAAAAUGGUACACUUACUUGCGGUUGCCCAGAGAACUACUAUUUGGAAGGAAAGAUUUGUUACAGGGUUGAUCCUUGUCUGAUUGGUAAUGGCGGGUGCUCUCAUGAAUGUUUUUCGGAUGAGGAAGGGAAUGUACAGUGUUCCUGUCCAAGAAGCCUACAUCUUCAGGAAGAUAGAAGCACUUGUAUACCUGAUGAUCCUUGCUUGUUAGAUAACGGCGAUUGUUCCCAUAUUUGUGACUCUUCAACGGGCAAAGCAGUGUGCUCGUGUCCAGAGGGGUAUGUGCUUAGAAAUAUCACGCACUGCGAGUUCGACCCUUGUUCUGUAGGGAACGGUGGAUGCUCUCACUCCUGCCGAACAGUUGACGGAGAAGUGGAAUGUUCUUGCCCAGAUCACUAUAAUUUAGUGAACAAAACAACAUGCGUGGGGGUCAACCCUUGUUUCAUAAACAACGGGGGUUGUUCCCAUGAAUGUGCCACGGAAGGCAAUAAAGUGAUUUGCUUGUGUCCAGAGGGGUACACGCUUGAAGGAAAGGAAUGCUUAGUGGUCAACCCAUGUGAUCAUAAAAACGGAGGUUGCUCUCAUAUUUGCAGCAGCAUCAACGGGCAGGUGGUUUGCAAAUGCCCCCCGGACUUUGAGCUCAUCAACAGAACUUGUUUCAAAACCAAUCCCUGCUCUUUGAAUAACGGAGGAUGUUCACAUGGAUGCACCAAUAUUAAAGGUUACGCCAAAUGCACUUGUCCUCCAGGUUACAAACUUUUCGGUAAGAAAUGCAUGGACGAAGAUCCUUGCUCGAAGAACAAUGGAGGGUGCUCCCAUUCGUGUCAGAAUAGGGAGGGAAAAAGAGAAUGUUCCUGUCCUCCCGGAUACUUACUUAGACCCAAUAAGAGAGUUUGUAAAGAAGUUAACGAAUGCAGGGUGAACCGGGGAGGCUGCUCUCAUGGAUGCAAGAAUUUGCCUGGAUCUUACCAGUGUACUUGCCCACAUGGUCUGAAGUUGGAUAGUGUGAGGAAUAAAACUUGUGUAGAUAUCGACGAAUGCCUCGUUGAUAAUGGGAAAUGUGAAAUGAUAUGUAGAAACUUCAAAGGAGGACAUAAGUGCGAUUGCCCGGAAGGUUACAUUUUGCAAGUGGAUAGACGGUCUUGUAAAUUAGGCAAUACAGAACAGUGUCGGGUUCCCUCUCCACCUAAACAUGGUGUUCUGAGGUGCUUGGACCAUAGAGCAGACUAUGGCAGUUUUGUACCUUCAGGCACUAAAUGCAGAGCCUACUGCAACGAAGGUUAUAAGCUGAUAGGACAAUUCCAGAGAAUCUGUAAUCGUGCUGGAGUUUGGGAACACGACGAGCCCCGUUGUGUCGUGGCGACUUGCCCCAAACUUCCUCCAAUACAGAACGGUUGGUACCUGCCAGGGGUAUGUAAUUCUGGUAGAACGUACCCUGGAGAGUCGUGCGAGAUUUACUGCAGAAAAGGGUUCGUAGCUAAGCAAGACAUUGAAAAAUACGUCUGCGAUAGUAAUAUGCAAUGGAUGCCAAAUGUACGACCUGAACAUCUACGGGAUGCUUGUGUGAGACAUUUACCAAACGUUAAUAUCAGGUGUCCCAAAAAUGGUCACAUAGAGUUCAUUUUACCACCAGGUCAACGACACGCGUUUGUGAAGAUUCCCAGGCCAGAAACAAAUAUUGAUUGGAAUUUCGUCACUUCACAACCAUCUUGGGCUACCAGAUUGGAAAAUACCCUGCCAGCAGGGAGAACUGAAGUGCGAUUCACUGCUGUAUCACCAAGUGACUUCAACAGCUCAGCCUCAUGUCAUCUCGUUAUCAACGUGUUGGACAAAGAGCUGCCGAAGAUAAUGAUGUGUCCGGAGAAUAUAGAAAGAACCCUUGGUAAGGGCGAACAUAUGCAGAUUGUUCAUUGGAGGGAACCAGAGUUUCACGAUAACGUGGGAAUAGCCACGGUUUACAAGUCUAGGGAACCUGGUAGCGAAUUUGGACUGGGCUUACAUCAUAUCACUUACGUAGCAAGUGAUGAAGCUGGAAACAGAGCUUUUUGUCAUUUCAGUAUCAAUGUAAGGGAUGAUUUGCAAUCUGAAGAAUCGAACUCCAUCAAACAACAUCCAACCACAUAUGCCAAUCAUCAAACUACAGGAAAGUAUAGAGCUGUAUUGAUCUGUCCAAGUGGCGUGCAAUACAUGUCAAGUCACCCAGAUAACUACAACAACAUGAUAACAAGUGAAGCAGGGUGUUACUGGAGGCAUGUCAGAGUGACCAGACCGAUGCAACCACAGAACUACAGAGUACCCCCUAAAGUUCAUUCAGAAAGCAGUUUACCCAGUCAUAUGAGGAGUAACAGAAGAGUAUUUUUCAAGUGGAACCGAUAGGGGGAUUUUUUUACAUGUUUCUAAUCUUUUUGUUCUAGAUAACUACUAGUUCAGUAAGAGCUAAACUGCCAUAAAAUAAGUUUUUCGAAAAACAUUUCAUAAAUGUUCAGUAUCAUCAUUGAGGCGGGUUCUUUGUGAAUUUUAUUAUAUAAUAAACGGUAAUAUUGUUUCCAGUUG
Messenger RNA from Leptinotarsa decemlineata (Colorado potato beetle), 6494 nucleotides. RefSeq lists its product as uncharacterized. Gene Ontology annotation, molecular function: calcium ion binding. The record is from RefSeq and is a predicted model, not a curated record. Lineage: Eukaryota; Metazoa; Arthropoda; Insecta; Coleoptera; Chrysomelidae.